CACUCCCGGGACCCCCCAUCCCCAUCCCUCUCCUUUACAAAGCAAGAGCCCAGAGACGUUUGGUUUCUCAGCGCCCAACGCACAGUGCCCAAAUUCGAUUAACGGCCAGUGUUGUGGGAUUUAAAAUCCUUCCUCAAUGAAGUCCCAUCUUUUCCUUCCUUGCUCACCUGAUGGUCCUUGACGGAGGCCCCCAGUAGAGAGGGAAGCUUAGAUCCUGGAAGCCAGUGAUUCCGGCUCCGCACUUGGCGCACAUUCUCUCUCCCAGGUUUCCGGUGAAGGGAGCUGAUCGCCCCUCUCUGGGGGCCACCCCAACCCACCCUAGAAGCCCUUCGUCCCAGAGGAGCAUUCCAGAAAACCCAAUCUUGCAGCUGAGAAAAGCCUGGAAUCAUAGACCUAAACCAGUGAAAAAUCCUGCUGAGCUAUGGGCAAGGCAUUCUCCCAGGUAACCUCUCAACAGGAUGAGGACAAGUCAAUCCUACCUGCCAACAAGCCUGCCAACUACUUGAGCACCGGCAGCAACAAGCCACCGUGCUCCGGUGUGCUUUAUGCAAGGGCUGCUGGUGCUGGCUUUGUGAUUUGUCCUACCUGCCAAGGCAAUGGGGAGAUCCCCCGAGAGCAAGAGAAGCAGCUGGUCGCCCUCAUCCCUUAUGGAGACCAAAGGCUGAAGCCCAGACACACGAAGCUCUCCGUGUUCCUAGCCGUGAUCAUCUGCCUGUUAGCCUUCACCCUCACCGUCUUUUUCCUGUAUCCACGAUCCAUUGCCGUGUAUCCGAUAGGCCUCAACUCCUCCAUGGUGACCUUUGAUGAGACUCAUAUACGACUCAACAUGACGAAUAUCCUGACCAUUGCCAACAGCAACUUCUAUCCCAUCACCGUGACACAGCUGACUGCAGAGGUUCUCCACCAGACCUCUGUGGUAGGCCAGGUUACCAGCAGCCUCUGCCUGCACAUCGGUCCUUUGGCUAGCGAACAGAUGCCUUACAAAGUUGCCAGCAGUAUUUUGGAUGAAAACACAUACAAAAUCUGUGCACAGCUGAAAGUCAAAGUCCACCAUAUCCUUUUGCAUAUCCAGGGUUCUCUUACCUGCUCCUACCUGAGCCAUCCACAGCAGCUGCCCUUUGAGAGCUUUGAAUAUGUGGACUGCAGGGAAAACAUGUCAGUGCCCCUCCUGGAGAUUGCUCGCCCAGCCUGACCUAUCUGCAGCCCCUGUACUCCAGACCCCAGCAGGCUGGUCUACAUCCCAACUCCAUGGAGCUCAAGGAAGGAUUAGUGACUUCACUGAAGAAAACAGAAGUAUCUGGUUUUAUUGUGCCUUCCCCUGACACCCUCAGCCAAAGGAACUUCUUUAGCAAUGCUAUGGGCACCAACUCCUCAGGUGUCCGGGAGUCACUUCUGAUGGGUCUUCCAUGGUGUUGAGAAACAUCUGACCUGGCAUUGUCUUGGGGCUGAACAUGUUGCUUCCCUGGCUCUACCAGGGUGGGUCUUCAGUUGGAAUGGAGAGAAAGCUGUAAUUUUAUCUAGAUUUUUUUUAACAGCACAGAUGGAUCCUUUUCAUGUUCUCACAGUAGCAAGUGGCUUUGAGGACAUCCAGUGCUGACUCCAAGGUCUUUUUAGGUGACUGUAAAUGUUCUCUUGUGCUGUCUGCUUUGGGCAUGUGAUAGUGAUGGUGAUGGCCACUUCUCUCAGCCUGCAGACUACACCAUCUCACCCUCUUCUCUGUAGAACAUGUUACCUUCAUAGCAGAAGCUAAGUAGCUGAGGAGAAGCCCUCUGGUCCACCCUAGACCAAAGGCUGAGUCAAAAGUAUUAAAGGAAAUUUUCUAAGCCCAGGUGGACACAGGGAGGUCAGACAGUAGAGUAGGCCCAGCGACUGUUGAGAAAGCCUGAAGACAGGAAGCUGUUGCUGCCAGGGCAAAGCUGUGGGGCUCCCAUGGGUCCUCUGCGUCAGGCCCGCCCUCUGUUCCCAAGGCCUCUGCUGUCCUCUGGGCCUUGAAUGAAGAGUAACAGAUUCACCGGAACUGGACUGUAUCUUUCCUUGUCUGUCACUGCACUGGAACCAAACCCCAGGUGACUCCCAGUUUCUCACCAGACUCCAAAUAAAAGUGUAUUGCCAGAGA
Molecule: messenger RNA, 2116 nt
Organism: Mesocricetus auratus (golden hamster)
Lineage: Eukaryota; Metazoa; Chordata; Mammalia; Rodentia; Cricetidae
Gene: Tmem106a
Product: transmembrane protein 106A
Exons: 8
Coding region: 422-1192 (256 amino acids)
Source: RefSeq, a predicted model, not a curated record